Molecule: messenger RNA, 252 nt
Organism: Linum tenue
Lineage: Eukaryota; Viridiplantae; Streptophyta; Magnoliopsida; Malpighiales; Linaceae
Source: the annotation of a GenBank genome assembly
AUUCCCUGCAUCAUACCCAAGCCACAAACCUCCACGUUUCACCAUUUCUGUUCAGUGAUCAUACUCGGUCCUUAUGGAAUAAAGCCUACUGGCGACAGGCGUGCAGUUUCAGAAAGCAUCUCCCCCGAUUCCGACAUUCCUUUGUUGAUGAGGUAUAAUGAUGAGCAGGUCCGGGAGAGUUUCCUCAACAACUUGCAUGAGUGCUGCAUUUGUUUCUCUGAGCACCCAGGCAUUGACUUUGUCAGGCUACCA